Psammomys obesus (fat sand rat) is the source of this 1510-nucleotide messenger RNA. Its product is annotated as inositol hexakisphosphate and diphosphoinositol-pentakisphosphate kinase 2. The record is from RefSeq and is a predicted model, not a curated record. The annotation marks the transcript as partial. Gene Ontology annotation, biological process: inositol phosphate biosynthetic process; inositol metabolic process. The transcript is spliced from 13 exons. Lineage: Eukaryota; Metazoa; Chordata; Mammalia; Rodentia; Muridae. Gene Ontology annotation, molecular function: inositol hexakisphosphate kinase activity; 5-diphosphoinositol pentakisphosphate 1-kinase activity; diphosphoinositol pentakisphosphate kinase activity. Gene Ontology annotation, cellular component: cytosol.
UGUAUAUCAAAUUAAAUAAAAAUGAGUGAAGCCCCCAGAUUCUUUGUUGGACCUGAAGAUGCAGAAAUCAACCCUGGAAAUUACCGUCGCUUCUUCCACCAUGCAGAUGAAGAUGAGGAGGACGAGGAUGAGUCACCACCAGAAAGGCAAAUUGUGGUUGGAAUAUGUUCCAUGGCAAAGAAAUCCAAAUCCAAACCCAUGAAGGAAAUUCUGGAACGGAUCUCUUUGUUUAAGUACAUCACAGUAGUAGUUUUUGAAGAGGAAGUGAUUUUGAAUGAACCUGUGGAAAAUUGGCCUUUAUGUGAUUGUCUUAUUUCUUUCCAUUCUAAAGGAUUUCCACUGGACAAAGCAGUUGCCUAUGCAAAACUCAGGAAUCCAUUUGUAAUCAAUGACUUGAAUAUGCAGUAUCUCAUACAAGAUAGAAGAGACGUUUAUAGCAUUCUUCAAGCUGAAGGCAUCCUGCUUCCUCGGUAUGCAAUUCUGAACCGUGAUCCAAAUAACCCGAAAGAAUGCAGUCUGAUUGAAGGAGAAGAUCAUGUCGAAGUAAAUGGGGAAAUCUUCCAAAAGCCAUUUGUAGAAAAGCCAGUCAGUGCAGAAGACCACAAUGUUUACAUUUACUACCCGACAUCCGCCGGAGGUGGGAGUCAGAGGCUUUUCAGGAAGAUUGGCAGUAGAAGUAGUGUAUAUUCCCCAGAAAGCAAUGUGCGAAAAACGGGAUCAUAUAUAUAUGAAGAGUUUAUGCCUACAGAUGGUACUGAUGUUAAGGUUUAUACUGUGGGUCCAGACUAUGCUCAUGCUGAAGCUCGAAAAUCUCCAGCUCUUGAUGGCAAGGUAGAAAGAGACAGUGAAGGGAAAGAAGUAAGAUACCCUGUCAUUCUCAAUGCACGGGAGAAGCUGAUUGCGUGGAAAGUCUGCCUUGCUUUUAAGCAAACAGUCUGUGGUUUUGAUUUGUUACGGGCCAAUGGACAGUCCUAUGUCUGUGAUGUAAAUGGCUUCAGUUUUGUGAAAAAUUCCAUGAAGUACUAUGAUGACUGUGCAAAAAUUCUUGGCAAUAUUGUAAUGCGGGAGCUUGCGCCACAGUUUCAUAUCCCCUGGUCAAUACCCCUAGAAGCUGAAGAUAUUCCAAUUGUACCAACUACAUCUGGAACUAUGAUGGAACUUCGAUGUGUCAUAGCUGUCAUACGACAUGGGGAUCGAACACCAAAACAAAAAAUGAAAAUGGAAGUGAGGCAUCAAAAGUUUUUUGAUCUUUUUGAAAAGUGUGAUGGAUAUAAAUCAGGGAAGUUAAAACUCAAGAAGCCAAAACAAUUACAGGAAGUCCUGGAUAUUGCACGGCAGCUUCUUAUGGAGCUGGGGCAAAAUAAUGACUCUGAAAUUGAAGAAAACAAGUCAAAACUUGAGCAACUUAAGACUGUGUUGGAGAUGUAUGGUCAUUUUUCUGGAAUAAAUCGUAAGGUCCAAUUGACCUAUCUCCCUCAUGGUUGUCCUAAAACGUCCAGUGAGGAGGAAG